UUUAGAAGAAAUGUAUUUUACAGAAAAAUGGCAAUUUUACGCUUGCAUAAUUUCAAUGAUUCUCAAGAUCCUCACCAUCACUGUUUAUACUUACGUAAGGAACCUCCGAAAUACACUGGGCAAGUGCAUUAUAAGCUGCUUAUUUAGCAUGGUCAUGUAUGAACUGAUUUUCACACUGGACUAUUUGAGUUUCUUGGAGCUAAACAGGUUCACAUGUACUCGCACUUUACAUGGCUUUCUGCCAUUAGCUAUCACUGUUGGCAAACCUUCAGGCCUCUCAAGCGCGAUGAACAUCGAUAUCAAUUUCUGUUCUAUAGUGCUUUUGCCUGGAUCACGGCUGCUGGCUGUUCAGGAUUGUAUUUUAUGUAUAUUUAUAAUUUGGCGUUUGGAUCCGUGAUCCACAUCUUUGUCUUAGUGAUGAAUAUCCAAAAUAUAAUCAACUUUAUCAUGUUUAUCCUGACUGCUAUUAACAUCUGGAAGGUAAAGAGAGAACUGAAGAGGUUUGAGCGACAGAGAGAGAUGACAUCGACGUGCUUUAAUUUCGAUACUCAAACGUAAGGAUCUUUAAUUGUACUGAAGGACGUAAUGUUUAAUUGCAUUCAUUUAUUUAUUUAUUUGCAAACAUAGUUAUGCAAUCUUUUUGAGAAUUACCGUCAUCAUGGGCGCAACUUGGAUUUUUUAUACCAUUUAUUUUUUUUUGGAUAUGGCUAAAUACGACGUCGAUGGUUUACUUACGAUGUUUAUUAUGCCCACUUCUGCUUUGGUAUUCUAUACUUUAUUCUGCUAGUCCUAAAGCGCAGCACCCUAGAGCUUCUGAUGGAUAAGUAAGUUCUCAGAUAUAGAACCAGACAUUCCAAUAAUACGUUCCCAUUCCGUGCACCAUUCGCGAAAGAAGAAAGGAAAAGCGAAUCCGUGCUCAGAGAGAAAAUGACCUGGCCCAAAUAUCUAAAUGUACCCAGAGAAAGAACGAAAAAGGCAAGAAAAGCACUGGGACAGUCACGGUUGUUUAGAUCGACUUGGCAGGUGCUUCCGGUCCAGAAUACUCAACGCCUUCUUUGUUUACCUGUUACAAACAAAUCCUUUUCUAUUAAUAACGUUUAUUGUCAUAUUAAAAUAAUAAACAAUAUAACAUUAUUAGCUAGUGCCAGUUUAGUUGAAGUUUAUCCAAAUUAUAUAAUACCAAUUAUGUAUACACUUAAAGAUCAUUAAACACACACCUACAGAGAGUAGUAAACCUAUCAAAUGAUUUUCCAAGCUCAAAAAUAUUUAAAUUAAAAACUUGUUAGAAGGGGAGGAACUUCAUUCAAACAAUUACAUGGAAUUAUCUAUUGGCCAUCACGU
Molecule: messenger RNA, 1341 nt
Organism: Drosophila biarmipes
Lineage: Eukaryota; Metazoa; Arthropoda; Insecta; Diptera; Drosophilidae
Exons: 4
Coding region: 11-397 (128 amino acids)
Source: RefSeq, a predicted model, not a curated record